Lagopus muta (rock ptarmigan) is the source of this 2762-nucleotide messenger RNA. RefSeq names its product serum response factor (gene SRF). Gene Ontology annotation, biological process: positive regulation of transcription by RNA polymerase II. Gene Ontology annotation, molecular function: protein dimerization activity; DNA-binding transcription factor activity, RNA polymerase II-specific; serum response element binding. The record is from RefSeq and is a predicted model, not a curated record. The transcript is spliced from 8 exons. The coding region runs from base 1 to 1659 and encodes 552 amino acids. NCBI's taxonomy places the organism in Eukaryota, Metazoa, Chordata, Aves, Galliformes, Phasianidae.
AUGUUGCCGAGCCAGGCCGGGGCCGGGAACGGCGCCGCCGCCGCGCUGGCCCGCGGCGCGGGCCUGGGCCGCUCGCCGGUGCCGCGCGGGGCGAACGGCGGCGGCGGGGCGGCGGCGGGGCCGCCCGGGGCCCGGCUGGAGCGGGAGGCGCUGUACAGCGGUAGCGAGGGCGACUCGGAGUCGGCGGAGGAGGAGGAGCUGGGCGGAGAGCGGCGCGGCCUCAAGCGCGGCCUGGCCGAGGCGGCGGCGGCGGCUGCGGCGGCGGCGGUGGCGGUGCCCGCGGCGGGAGGAGCGGCGGCGGCCACGGCGGCGUUCGGGAGCGGCGGAGCGGGCGGCGGGGCGGUGAGCGGCGCCAAGCCCGGCAAGAAGACGCGGGGCCGGGUGAAGAUCAAGAUGGAGUUCAUCGACAACAAGCUGCGGCGCUACACCACCUUCAGCAAGAGGAAGACCGGCAUCAUGAAGAAGGCCUACGAGCUGUCGACGCUGACGGGCACCCAGGUGCUGCUGCUGGUGGCCAGCGAGACGGGCCAUGUGUACACCUUCGCCACCCGCAAGCUGCAGCCCAUGAUCACCAGCGAGACGGGCAAGGCACUCAUCCAGACGUGCCUCAACUCCCCCGACUCGCCGCCGCGCUCCGACCCCACCACCGACCAGCGCAUGAGUGCCACGGGCUUCGAGGAGACCGACCUCACCUACCAGGUGUCAGAGUCGGACAGCAGCGGGGAGACCAAGGAUGUGCUGAAACCGACCUUCACUGUCACCAACCUGCCAGGGACAACGUCCACCAUCCAGACGGCACCUACCACCUCGUCCUCCAUGCAGGUCAGCAGCGGCCCCUCGUUCCCCAUCACGAAUUACCUGGCGCCAGUGUCUGCCAGCAUCAGCCCCAGUGCCGUCACCAGUGCCAACGGGACAGUGCUGAAGACUACUGGAGCCAGUGCAGUGACAUCCGGGGGCCUCAUGCAGAUACCCACCGGCUUCACCCUCAUGUCAGGUGCUUCCCUGUCUCUGGGGACCCCUGCCAUUCCUCUCCCUCAUUUACAGCCGCACUUGCUGGCUCUUUCCAGCCAGCAGGGCCAGGCGGUCGCGGGUACAGCUGGACAGCUACAUCAGGCACAGCACACGGUCUUCCACUUCCCUGCCAGAGCUGGAGGGCAGAUCGUGUCGCUGACAGGUGGCACCAUGGCUCAGCAAGUCCCUGUCCAGGCGAUCCAGGUGCACCAGGCACCGCAGCAAACGUCUCCCUCCAGUGACAGCAGCACUGACCUUACUCAGACCUCUCCCAGUGGAACAGUGACCCUCCCAGCGACCAUCAUGACGUCGUCUGUGCCAACCACCGUGGGUGGCCACAUGAUGUACCCCAGCCCGCACGCGGUGAUGUACGCGCCCACCUCUGGCCUUGCGGAUGGUGGACUUGCAGUCCUCAAUGCUUUCUCGCAGGCACCCUCAGCAAUGCAGGUGUCCCACAGCCAGGUCCAGGAUCAGGGUGGCGUCCCCCAGGUAUUCUUGACAGCCCCAUCAGGCACCGUUCAGAUCCCAGUCUCAGCUGUCCAGCUUCACCAGAUGGCUGUCAUUGGGCAGCAGAGCAGCAGCGGCAGCAGCCUGACGGAGCUGCAGGUGGUCAACUUGGACACCUCGCACAACGCCAAGAGUGACUGAGAGGCCUCUGCUGCUGGCCUUGUGCCGUCCCUGGCUUGUCGUGCUGGGGCUGGCAGCAACUCUCGUACAGACUGCACCAGUUAUUUAUUGUUGCCUUUUCACGUUUCCUUCAUCCACACAUGCACACACACACGCACCCACCCACACACACAGCAUGCAAGGGGCUGCAGGACCCGCCUGGGGAGAAGCUGCGCUGAGGCCGUGCAGGGCUGGGGGCCGUUGGGAUGCUCGUCUCUCGCCAGCCAAAGAAGCUUGUCUCUUGAGGGGAGGGUGUGCUCCGUGCUGUACAUAAAUCCCGGGGGCCUUCCCCAGCUGGAGGCCCUUAGGGGUGCUCACCCUGUCUGUGGGUGUUUGUGUGGGGCUGGGGCCUGGAGCUGUCCUGCAGAGCUGCACAGGCCUCAGCAAUGUGCCUUUGUGGGGGGGGGAUGGGUCCCAGCUGCGGCAGCUCUCCCUGGCCUCUGCAGGGAGCAAGCGGCCUACUUGGACGUGCAUCUCUGGUUGGGUCUGGUGUAUGGCCCCAGCCUCCUCACGUGCACUACAGCAAGGCCUCCGCCCUCAGUGCCUCCUUGCUGGGCUGCCUGGUGGGUUGGCAGCUGCAGCACACAGCGGGUGCCCAGCAGUUCAGCAAGGCCCUAGGGGAGAGGGGGGGCUUUGCUGCCAGCUCAGUCCCGUGCUCCCAUCUCGGCCCUCGUGCUGCUUGUGGACUCCAUAUGCCCAAGGGGGGACGUGACUGGAUCUUUUCCGCAUCCCUCUGCUGCAGCUCCAGCCACCGCUUUCUAAAUUUUCUGAUGCAAGGUGGAGAAGCAACUCCAGUGCCAAAGGGAAGAGUCCGUGGGGCACUGAGCUGCUGGUGGGCAGCAUGCUCCUCCUGGGAGCACCGGGGCUGGAGGAGCCUCAGCAGGGCCACGGGAGAAGGACUGGAGCAUGCUUGGUCCUGCAUGGGAGCUGCUCCCUGGCCCUGCAGGGAGAGCGAGCGAGCAAGGAGCUGCUGCAUCCUUAGGGAGAGGAGCAGCUACUGUAACUUCUUUUUUUAAGUUAAAGACAAAAGAAGCCUUGGGGGGGAAAAAAGAGAAAAAAAAAAAAGAAAAAAAAAAAAAAGAAAA